Camellia sinensis is the source of this 546-nucleotide messenger RNA. The record is from RefSeq and is a predicted model, not a curated record. Lineage: Eukaryota; Viridiplantae; Streptophyta; Magnoliopsida; Ericales; Theaceae.
AUGCACGUUUUAUGGGAAUGUAUGAGGGCACGGGAGGUCUGGCUUCAAAGUCCGAUAUCGUUUGUGCUUGAUCAUGGUGUUGGUGGCGAUUUUAUGGGAUGGGCAUAUGGUGUUAGACGUCGGACGGAUAGUGUCACACUGGGUUUGUUUUUCGCUCUUUGUUGGGGGUUGUGGUCAUCGCGGAAUCAAGCUCUUUUUAGUAAUGCCAUUCACUCGGCUGCCGUGAUAGUUCAGAUGGUGUGUGAUUUAAUGCGAGAUUUUGAGCGGGUUCAUUCCAACGUGAGUGGGAUUCCAGUGGCUCAUGGAAUUGCAAAGUGGAGACCGCUGAUUGGGGAGAUUCUUAAAGUGAACUUCGAUGGGGCCAUGUUCAUGCGGCAGAAGGUCUGUGGGGUAGGGGUGGUGAUUCGGGAUCUCAAUUGCGUUCCUGUUGCAGCUUUAUCGGAGCAAAUUCCACAAUGGAUGGAGAGUGAUUGUAUUGAAGCUAUUGCUGCUAUCAAGGCUUUGGAUUUUGCAACAGAAUUGGGAUUAACAAACAUUCAUUUGUAA